Rhodotorula graminis WP1 is the source of this 797-nucleotide messenger RNA. Its product is annotated as 40S ribosomal protein S5-1. Lineage: Eukaryota; Fungi; Basidiomycota; Microbotryomycetes; Sporidiobolales; Sporidiobolaceae. The record is from RefSeq and is a predicted model, not a curated record. Gene Ontology annotation, molecular function: rRNA binding; mRNA binding; structural constituent of ribosome. The transcript is spliced from 6 exons. The coding region runs from base 13 to 633 and encodes 206 amino acids. Gene Ontology annotation, cellular component: cytosolic small ribosomal subunit; ribosome. Gene Ontology annotation, biological process: translation; ribosomal small subunit assembly.
CCUCCUCCGACAAUGGCCUCGACUGACUUCUCGCCCAUCGAGCCCUCGGUCCUUGAGGCGAACGCCAACGGCGUCCUGCUCUUCAGCAAGUGGGACCCGUCCGAGGUCGAGGUCAAGGACAUCUCCCUCACCGACUACAUCCAGGUCCGCAACCCGGUGCUCCUCCCGCACACUGCCGGCCGCUAUGCGACCAAGCAGUUCCGCAAGGCCCAGAUGCCCAUCGUCGAGCGCCUCGUCAACAGCCUCAUGAUGAACGGCCGCAACAACGGCAAGAAGCAGAUGGCCGUCCGCAUCGUCGCCCACGCGUUCGAGAUCGUCAACCUCCUCACGGACCAGAACCCGAUCCAGGUCCUCGUCGACGCCAUCGUCAACACUGGCCCCCGCGAGGACUCGACCCGCAUCGGCUCGCAGGGCACCGUCCGCCGCCAGGCCGUCGACGUCUCGCCGCUCCGCCGCGUCAACCAGGCCGUCUCGCUCAUCACCAUCGGUGUCCGCGAGUCGUCGUUCCGCAACGUCAAGAGCAUCUCCGAGUGCCUUGCCGACGAGCUCAUCAACGCCGCCAAGGGCUCGUCGAACUCGUACGCCAUCAAGAAGAAGGACGAGCUCGAGCGUGUCGCCAAGUCGAACAGGUAAACGCCUCGCAGCGUUUGCUUGCCACGUCUCGACUCGGAGGAGAAGGAGGAGGAGCGAGAGCGGUUGCUCGAGCGACUCGUCGGUCGAGCAGGGCUCAAGAGGAUGUAUCUUUUACCAGGAGUCUCGAGCCUGCGCCUGUACUGGAACCUCUCUCUUUCCUCCUC